This is a messenger RNA of Erigeron canadensis, 1309 nucleotides long. RefSeq lists its product as uncharacterized. Lineage: Eukaryota; Viridiplantae; Streptophyta; Magnoliopsida; Asterales; Asteraceae. Bases 57 to 1157 code for a protein of 366 amino acids. The record is from RefSeq and is a predicted model, not a curated record. The transcript is spliced from 4 exons.
UAGCUGAGUAUUUAUAUGGAGACUUAUAUGACAUUAAAUGUCAAAUAAAAACUAGCAUGUUAUCACUUGGUACCAUGUAUGCAGCUUGUUUGGUGUUCAAAUAUCGUGGAAAAUCAAGGAUAUACCAAGUACAAUCUGAGAUUAUGACAAUUAAAUGGAAGAUGGAUGAGUUGAGUGUACACUCUACGCAUUGUGCAGAGAAAAUAUCUGACAACUGGUAUAAGAUAGAAAUGUGGAACUUCAUUAAUCAUGGGCCGAAUGCUGAUUUUGAUAUUGUGCUGGAGAAACUUUCAUAUCUUCGCGAUCCAAUGAAAACUGAUCUCUUGAUUCAAGGAAUUGAAUUUCAACCCAUAGAGAUGGAUGAAGAUACUGAAGAAUUUAGAAGUCUUCCUAUGACAUAUGAAGAGGAUAUAGAUACAGAUAUAGACGCUAAUGAUAUUUACUGGGAGAAAAAGUUGCCAGAUGACCAUCAACAUUUUAUUCAAAUGUCUGACAAGCCUUUGGACUACACCACAAAAAAGGAACUCUACCUCCGUUUUUGUGAAGGUUUCCUAUGCGCUAAUGGCCGAUUGUUAUUAUCGUUCUGCAAAUCAACACGGGGAAUAUGUGCUAUGCUACAACCCACAGAAGCCUCCGGUGAUCUCCUUGAAUCCGAUUUGAGACAUGUUCAGGUGGAGGAACCUUUAAAAGUUCGCUACUGCAGUAUCGUGAACUUUAGUCUUCAUCCGCACAUUUUUUCAUCUCAGCACAUCUAUGAAUGCCAUCUUGUGUUCAAAUUUGAAGAAACUCCAACUCAAAUAGAGGAUACUGUUAUGUUUGAUGCAGAGUGCAUGCUGGAUGGUUUUUCUCAAGGUAGAAUAUAUGCAUAUAUGAGUUUCUCUUCAAUGAAUAUACCGAUCAUCAAACCAAAGAAUGAUUAUGGAUGGCACGAGUCAUCAAAUAUACCAGCAAAUCGAGGACACAGGAUGCUAAAAGCUCACAGCAAGCAGCUUGUAUAUAGUAGAGUUGGGGAAAGGAAGGAUGGUUGGAUGGAGGUCAUGUUGUAUAAAUCACGAUGCCACUUGCAGGAUCAUAUGUUACUACAGGUAAAAGUACGAAGUAUCAACACCCAGACAUUUUUUGUAAAGGGCAUUGAGUUUAGACCAUGUAAUCUUUGAAAGAUCACUAGAGUACAUUUCUCAUCUAUGUAGUAGCGGUGCAGGAAUUAUGUAUAUUAUGCCUAGUGAACACAAUAUGUACCCUUAUUCGUCUAUGUUAUUAUAGUUUAUUAAGGUAAAGUCUGCCUUGGAUGCCCCGUACAUGAUGACAA